This is a messenger RNA of Rhodotorula toruloides NP11, 3414 nucleotides long. RefSeq names its product cysteine protease, autophagy-related protein 4, ATG4. The coding region runs from base 1 to 3414 and encodes 1137 amino acids. Gene Ontology annotation, molecular function: protein-phosphatidylethanolamide deconjugating activity. Lineage: Eukaryota; Fungi; Basidiomycota; Microbotryomycetes; Sporidiobolales; Sporidiobolaceae. The record is from RefSeq and is a predicted model, not a curated record. The transcript has 4 exons.
AUGCAGAACUCAGCAUCACCAGCGUCUCCAGAAACCUCACAUCCUCUCGUUCCUUCACCCCCACAUCCCGACACUUCGACCUCGUCUCCUCGCCUGCCUCGCUCCGCUUCCGCCGAUUUGAUGCAGCGGACAGACGUUGUGGCUGAGGGUGCAACACGGGAGGAUUCAGAAGCCGGAGGAGUGGCUGUCUCCAUGCCCAAGAUGAUGGGCAACCCGACGCGGAACGCUGUUGGCGAGACAAGCGACGACGGGAUCCGGCUCGUCGGUUCCUACGAUUCGACGAGCGACAUAGCACCGUCAUCCCUGACCAGCACGUCGCCGUACGAAGCGGUUUCCAUCCCUCCACCCUUGUCCGCCGUCCAGCCAGACACGCUCCUCUCGCCCUCCUCGCAGCCCAACAAGCUUACCAAAUGGCUCUCCCGAUCCUCCGCCUCAACAUCCUCGGGCCAGUCCUCGCCCUCGGAAAGCGCCGCUGGUCCACCUGAAUCGCCUACGAAGACGCGCAAGACCCGCUCGCGCUCGAUCGGCUCGCUCAACCUCCUUACGCGCUCUGUCAACCGCCCGCCAGAGCCUGAGCAGUCGACUUCCUCCCUACCGCCGCCCGCGGCCCCGACAAUCUCGAUCUCGUCCUCCCCGUCGACGCAGUUCGAUUCGCAGCCCUCGACCGAUUUCUCAUCGACUUCUGCCCUUCCCGCUACGUCCGCCUCUAGCGCUCCCCGCCGAAGCUCCGUCACCUCGACUUCUACUUCCUCUUCAUCUACCCACUCUCGCCCUUCCUCGUCUCAAUCCGCCAACUCGGCUCAGCAGAAACGUUCCCUCUCAGCCAGUCUCUCUCUCCGGCCGUCGUCCUCCUCCAGCCGGCGGAGCAAGAAAGGCAAGUCCCCCGCCGCUCCCGAAGCGGAAGACGAAUGGGCGACAGCCGAGCUCGAAGAGGGAGAUGAAGACGGCAGGCGGAUAAGCGAGGCGAUGGUCCGCGCUGUGAGUCGGACUAGUACGGUCUCGGCGUUGAGUGGGGCUAGUAGCGCUGGGGGAGAGAAGGGAGAGGGGCGCUUGGCGCGCGGGUUGAGGAAGACGAGGAGCGGGUUGAAGUUGUUCGGACGGGCGAAGGAGCAGGCUGCGCUGGAAGCGGAAGGAGUGGCGAUUGUUGGUGGAGCGGGACAUGUGCCGUCGAAUGCGUCGUCCUCAAUGUUGGACGUCUCGUCGGGCGCCGAGUCGGCCAUCACGCCUACCUCGUCCAGCUUCCCCUCGUCUGUCAGCCCCAUGUCCGACAGCGCGCUCUCGACUUCUCCGCCGCCUCUCAACGCCUCGUCGCCGCCUGCAUCAGGCACACCGUUGAGCCCGAACCACAUCGUCGCGAACCGUAUCGGCGGAUGGUUCAGCAGCAUGCUGCAUCCCUCGACGUCCGCCGGCGGCGCCGCACCCUUCUCCGGCCAGAACGAGCAGCAACGCGGAUCGACCACCUCGCUGCACUCGUCGCCGGAGAAGAUCCGCUCCCCUCCCUCACGACAACCCGGGUCACCCGGCGCGUUCGCUCUGCGGCAAUCCACCUCCUCCGCCUCGCCUCUCAAGAAAGGCUCCUCCUCCGCCUCUGCGACAGGUCAAGGCCGACUAGGACCCUUCGACCGCAUGCUCGAUCGCGCGGUGCAGUAUUUCCUCGAUACCGACUCGCAGGCGGACAAGUGCGAGGAGGAUAUUUGGGUGUUGGGCGUGCGGCAUCCGGGAUGGAGGGCGGAGGCGGAUGAGAUGGGAGAAGCAGAGGAAAUGGUGGAGGACCAGGUCAGAAAGAAGAAGAGCUUGUCGAGUUUGGGCAGGAAGGGGAAGAGUCCGGUCAAGGCGAGGAAGGUCCCGCCCGUUCCGACCCCAUCGGCUGCGUCGACGCAGCUACCGAUCGCCGACGACGACCCUUUCCUCGUCACGACUCCCGGGGUGCAGAACGACUCGACCACCUCGCUCGGUUCCGUUCCCUCAGCACUACCCUCGACGAUCAACGGCUGGCCCGCUGCCUUCUACUACGACUUUUACUCCCGCAUUGCCCUCACCUACCGUUCCGGCUUCCCCAUCAUCCCCUGCGACCCCGCCUCCUCCUCGACCGGCGUCGUCCAGGGCAUGCGCAAUAACCUGAGCAUGAGUAUCGGACGGGGCGGGCAUCGCGGACCGUCACCGACGAAUGCGGAGGGCGGGCUGAGCAGCGAUACGGGCUGGGGGUGCAUGCUUAGGACUGGGCAGAGCUUGUUGGCGAAUGCGUUGGUCAAGGUCCACCUCGGGCGAGAUUGGCGGCGACCUCUACCCACCGGCGAAUCCGUCCCUUCGCCCUCACCCGUCCCCUCUGCCGCGACCUACGCCCGCAUCCUCUCGCUCUUUCUCGACGACCCCUCGCCCAUCUCGCCCUUCUCCGUCCACCGCUUCGCCCAGCAGGGCAAACUGCUUGGCAAAGAGAUAGGCGAAUGGUUUGGCCCGUCCACAGCCGCCGGCGCGAUCAAGACCCUCGUCAACGCGUACGAGCCGGCCGGCCUCAAGGUCGUCAGCUGCGUCGAUGGGACCGUCUAUGAGAGCGAAGUUGUGGCUGCGUCAAUGCGAGACGGCGAGAAGUGGAAGAUGCCGGUGCUGGUGCUCAUCAACGUCCGCCUCGGGAUAGAUGGCGUCAACCCGAUCUACUACGAGGCAAUCAAGGGCAUCUUCCGCCUCUCGCAGUCGGUCGGCAUCGCUGGCGGUCGCCCCUCGUCGUCCUACUACUUCGUCGGCGCGCAAGCGAACUCGCUCUUCUACAUCGACCCCCACCACCCUCGGCCCGCCGUACCUCUCGUCCUUCCUCCCGACGACUCGCUCGUCCGCGCCGCCCAGCACUUGCCGCUCGCACCCUCCACCUCUGACACGCCCGCGAACGAGUCUGCGCGGCAACUCGACGACUUUCUCCUGGCCGCCUACCCAGACGCGGCGUGGGCGACGUAUCACACCGACAAGGUCCGCAAGUGCGCGCUGUCGAACCUUGAUCCGAGCAUGCUGUUGGGCUUCCUCGUCGAGGACGAGCGGGACUGGCAGGACUUUCGGGUGCGGGUACAGGAGCUAUCGCAAGCCUCCUCGCCCAUCUUUGCCAUCGCCCCGUCCCCUCCCAGCUGGAUGCGCCGCUCGACCUCUUCCGCCGCACCAGCCACCAUGUCCGCCCUCUCGCCUGCGCUUGGCGACGAUUCGUUCUCCGAAGUUGCCGGCGAAGACGUCGGAGAUGCGGAUAGCGCUGGAUUCAGCGAGCCAGAGGACUGGGAGUUGCAGUCGACAGAAGGCGAGGAGGAUGCGCCGGCUCCGACGCCCGCCGUCGCGCGGAAAGAGUCGUCGGCGGGAUUGGGAGGCGCGGCAGUAGUCGUUGGCGAAGCGUCUCGGAGCGAGGCGAGGGCGGACGAGGGGUGGCAGGGAGUCUAG